This is a messenger RNA of Medioppia subpectinata, 1184 nucleotides long. NCBI's taxonomy places the organism in Eukaryota, Metazoa, Arthropoda, Arachnida, Sarcoptiformes, Oppiidae. The record is from the annotation of a GenBank genome assembly.
GGGCCAACAGUCGACGGGUGGAGACAUAGACUAAACAUACCUCACAAACACAUUAUGAUUACAACACUUAUUGAUAUGGAUUUGAAGUUUUAAUUGUUAUUAACUUUUGUUUUUGUUUUGUUUUGUAUUCAAAAUUGGUUUUAAUCGCGAAAAGCGUUGAAAGAGUGAAUCCAUUGAUUGCGACAAACGUUUUGUCACUGUUUUGAGGCCUGAGUUUGUGUUGCGUUUGAAUCGUGUGAUUGUGUCGUGACUUCUGGUGAGGAAUGAGUGCCACAACUAAUGGAAACCAAUCCAUCGACGAGUUUGUGGUCACCGAUAAUCAGGACUCUUCGCAAACUGUAAACCAAACCCAACAGCAGUCGGGAUCGGGUGGUCAGUCGGCGCAACAGCCGUCGCCUUUAGCUCUGUUAGCGGCGACCUGUAGUAAAAUAGGUUCUCCCUGUGAACUGGCGGCUGAGGGCACUGGCGGUCAACCCAACGCCACCACAACUACUACCGUAAAGCUCGUGAGCGGCGGUCAGAACCAAGUUCUUCACGCUUCAGACUUUGCGCACUUAUUUCCCGUACAUUCGGGACAAACUCUUGGAGUACUAAAUCCUGACGGAACUGUCACUCAACUCAAUCCACAGGUUGUGGUCAGCAGUGCGGCGGCGGUCGGGACGCCCAUCAAGAGUAUAACAUCGGUGGCGAACACCAAUGCCUUAUCCAACGCCACUCAGAUCUACUCGACGGGAACGGCCGCCGGAAACGCCGGCAUCUAUAGUAUUCUUCAGCCGCAACAGCUCCAGAUCGAUGGACAGGAGGCCAUCUUCAUUCCCGGCGGCCAACAGGCCAUCCAAUUGUCGGGCAAUCAGUUGAUGGCAUCACCCAAUCAGACGGUUGUCCGCCAACAGACCGCUCAACAGUCCCAACAACAACAGCAACAAACAGUGUUUAUCCCCGGUAUCGGUAACGUUACCAUUGCUGGCGCUGGUCAACAGUACGCCACCGGUGGACAGACGGUGGCCGUACGGCAGGGAAAUGUGGUUCAGACCAUACAAUUGCCGGUCCAACAGACGAUUCCCGUUCAGGCAAUCUCUACACAAAAUGGACAAACCAUUCUCCAGACCAUCCAUUUGCCCAUUCAAGCGCUCCAAUCACUUAACGCCUCUAAUAUCCAACACCUGAUGCCACAAAUGCAACAG